GCGGGGUGCCGGCCGCCGGCUGGAGACUCCGCGGGAGCGCGGCCAGGCGGCCUCGCCAGGGAGCUGGCCGGGCUCCUCGCGAUCCCGCCGGGGUUUCGGCGGGGGACUGAGCGUGGGCUUCUCCCUCCGGCCAGGGCAAGCAGAGAGUAUGAAAGCCUACCUAAAGAGCGCAGAAGGCUUUUUUGUCCUGAAUAAAAGUACUACUGUUGGAAGGCAUGAAGACUCAGACCUUGUUUUAGAGUCUGCAGACAUCGACAACCAUCAUGCACUUAUUGAAUAUAAUGAGGCUGAGGACAGCUUUGUUCUCCAGGACUUCAAUUCCCGAAACGGCACCUUUGUCAACGAGUGCCACAUUCAGAAUGUGGCCGUGAAGCUGCUGCCCGGAGACAUCCUGAGAUUCGGGUCCGGAGGGCUGACCUACGAACUUGUCAUCGAAAACGCUCCCUCGGUCUCCUUCCCAUGGAUGAGUGGCUCGGUACCUUGGCCAAAACCACAGCCAACUCGAGGCACACAGCAGUCGAAACAGCCACCCUCGCCACCACAGAUACCCUUCCACCAGGGCAUCCGGCCAGCCCCAGUGCAGAGGAGCUGGUCCCAGGGGUUUCCCAGACCCACCAUGGUCCCGCCUGCCCCACACCAGCGGCCUGUGAGCGCUGGUGGGAAGAUGUUCUCCUUUGUGGUGGAUAGUACCCACAGGCCUCCCAUCAUCAAGCAAGUGUGGACCAAUGCUGUGGAACUGUCGGAACCGUCAGGGGUCGAUGGAGUUCCCAGGAUGGGACCUUCCAGGGAUAUUUAUGUGGACCAGGACACAGCCCAACAGGAUAAGGAUGAAAUCAUUCUGCUGCUGGGGAAAGAAAUCAGCCGCCUCUCGGAUUUUGAACUUGAAUCCAAAUACAAAGACGCGGUGAUAACGAAGCUGCAGAAUGAAGUGGCCAGCCUGAGCCAGAGGCUGUCGGAGUCCACCUCGUCCAGGCAGAGUCGGUUGCAGGAUCUGGAUGAGGACAUCGAUGCCAAACACAGAGAGAUCCAGAGCUUGAAAAACCAGAUCAGUGCCCUGCAGAAAGGCUACAGCCAGGUGCUGUGCCAGACACUGUCUGAGAGGAACUCAGAAAUCACAUCCCUGAAGAAUGAGGGUGAGAACUUGAGGAGGGACAAAGCCAUCACCUCAGGGAUGGUGUCAUCAUUGCAGAAAGAAUUGGUAACAAAGGAUGAGGAAAUCGAACGACUCAAACAGGAGGUGAACCAACUAAAAAGCGAGAACAAAGAAAAGGAUCACCAGCUUGAAGCCCUCAGCUCCAGGUGCUCCGUGCUGAAAGAAGAGUUACGGAAGGAAGAUGCGCACAAGGAGUACCAAGAAGCCCAAGGGAAAGAAUUAAAACUCUGCAAAAUCCAAAUCCAAGACAUGGAGAAAGAAAUGAAGAAGCUCAGGGAGGAGCUGAAGAAGAGUUGUACCGAGCAGAACGUGAUCUCCAAGACACUGCGAGAAAAGAGCAAGGUUGAAGAGAAGCUUCAGGAGGAUUCCAGAAGGAAAUUGCUCCAGCUACAAGAAAUGGGGAACAGAGAGAACCUCAUUAAAGUCAAUUUGGAAAGGGCAGUAGGUCAGCUGGAGCAUUUCAGAAGUCAAGUCAUCAAGGCCACCUACGGACGAGUGAAGCCAUUCCUGGACAAGCCCAUCACCGAUCAACAGCUAAUAGAGAAGAUUACCCAGGUCACUGAGGACAACAUCAACUUUCAGCAAAAAAAAUGGACGCUGCAGAAGGAGACUCAGCUCAGCAAUUCCAAACAGGAGGCAAUCAUAGAGAACAUGGAGAAGCUGAAGGCAUCUUUAGGCAGCUGUCAGGCUUGCAUGAAAAUGUCCUGCUGUAGCAAGGACCUGAAGAAAGAGGUGGACAUGCUUCAGAACCUUCAGGUGAGCCCACCUGUUUCAGGGCUCCAGAAGGUGGUGCUGGACAUCCUGCGUCUGUCGCUGUCCUGGCUGGAAGAAACGGAGCGUCUCCUCCGGGACGUCGGCAUCCAGUUAUCCAGCUCCGACACAGGAUUGUCUUUGUAUCUGGAAUAUCUUCUGGUAUAUUAUAAAAAAAUUACGAGCCAAACCCAGGAACUUCAGAUCAAAAUCCACAGUUCUCAGGAAACUCAGCAGUCUUUCAUGCAAGAGAAGCUGCGGGAGCAUCUGGCAGAGAAGGAGAAGCUGACUGAGGACAGGCUGCAGCAAGAGGAGAGGCUGAAAGCCAGAAUCAAGCGGCUGAUGGACGAGAAGGCGGCUUUGGAGGAAAGCAUUACUCAAGAGAAAAACAGAGCAAAAGAAACAUUAGAAGAAGAACAAAACAGAAUCCAAGAGCUGGAGAAUCGCUUAGCCCGCCAGAAGAAGGUCUGGGAGGAAAACAUUAUGCAAGAGAAAAGCAGAGUGAAGGAAGCAUUAGAAGAAGAACAGAAGAGGGUCCAAGAGCUGGAGAAUCGCUUAGCCCGCCAGAAGGAGAUUUUGGAGAACAGCAUGGCCUAUGAGAAAAGGAAAGCAAAGGAAGCUUUAGAGACAGAAAGGAGAAGAGUUCAAGAUCUGGAGAACCACUUGACCCAACAGAAGGAGAUUUCAGAGAGCAGCCUCGCCUACGAGAAACACAAAGCGAAAGAGGCCAUAGAGCAGGAAAAGAAGAAGGUGCAAGAUCUGGAGAACUACAUCACCAAGCAGAAGGAGAUUUCAGAGAGCAGCCUCACCUACGAGAAACACAAAGCGAAAGAGGCCAUAGAGCAGGAAAAGAAGAAGGUGCAAGAUCUGGAGAACUACAUCACCAAGCAGAAGGAGGAAAUAGACUUAAAAGUGCAAAAAGAAGGCGUUUUGAAUAAUAAAUUAAAUGAUGCACUGGCCAUGGUAGAAGAGACUCAGAAAAGCAAGACGGCCGAGAGCCUAAGAGCAGAGAACCUCAGCAUGAAAUUAAAUGAAACGUUAGCUGAACUGGAAACCACCAAGGCAAAAAUGCUCGUCAUGGAGGAGCGGAUACAGCUGCAACAGCAGACAGUGAAGGCCCUCCAGGAAGAACAGGACUCCCAGAAACAUGGAUUUGAAACAGAAAUCAGGGAAUAUAAGGAGCAAAUCAAACAGCACUCCCAGACUAUCGUGAGCCUUGAAGAAAGACUCCAAAAAGUGACCGAGCACCAUAAAAAAAUAGAAGGAGAGAUUGCAACAUUGAAGGACAGCGACCUAGCCCAGGAGGAGGUAAUGCAGCGAGACCCCCCACCGACGCCUCCAGUGGACAGCAGUGUCAAAGACGAAGUGUGUGACACCUUGAUAGGGGAUCUGCUGACCGCUCAGAAGGAAAUCCUAUCUCAGCAGGAGGUCAUCAUGAGGUUAAGGAAAAACCUCACAGAAGCUCACAACCGAAUGUCAGAUCUGAGAGGGGAGCUUAAUGAAAAGCAGAAGAUGGAACUGGAGCGGAACGUGGCGCUGGUCCAGCAGCAAAGCAGCGAGCUGAGAGCACUCAGGGAAAAGAUGGCGCAGCUGACCUGCCUGGUGGAAAGGAAGGACAGGGAGCUAGAGGUCCUCAAGGAGACGCUCAGGGCCUCCCAAGAGAAACACAGAGUCCAGCUGUAUAAGGAGAAGGAACAGAAGCCCAGGAAUGCGGCCAAGAUGUGUGACAUCUCAGUGCAGAUAGAACCGGUCCACACGGAAAUUCUCCUGAGCAGUCAAGAGGAACAAUCCUUCAGUGAUCUAGGGGCCAAGUGCAAAGGGUCCCGACAUGAGGAAAUCAUUCAGCGUCAGAAAAAGGCCUUGUCUGAACUGCGUGCACGAAUUAAGGAGCUCGAGAAGGCCUGCUCAUCAAAUCAUAAGGACCCGCUGACUGAAUCCUAUCUAGACUUAAAGACGGUCAGAAUGGAAAAAAAUGUCCAGAAAUUAUUGGACGCAAAACCUGAUAUGCCAACUCUCUCAAGAAUAGAGAUUGCAGCGCCUCAGAGUGGCCUUGCCAACUCAGCCGUCCCGCCCAUGGAAAAGUCAGGGAAAAUGGAUGUGGCUGAGGCUUUAGAUCUCAGUGAAAAGCUGUACAUGGACAUGAGCAAGACACUUGGGAGUCUGAUGAACAUCAAGGACAUGUCCGGUCACAUAUCCAUGAAAUACCUCUCUGCCAAAGAGAGAGAGAGAGUCAACCAGCUCCGACAAAGGGACCUCGAUCUGGUGUUCGAUAAGAUCACCCAACUCAAGAACCGGCUGGAGAGAAAAGAGGAGCUUUUGAGAGGAUACGAGAAAGACAUUGAACAGCUCAGGCAGAGCAAAGUGUCCAUGCAGAUGUACCAGUCGCAGAUGGCGAAGCUGGAGGACAGCAUCUACAAGGAGGCAGAGGAGAAGGCUCUGCUGAAGGAAGCUCUGGAGCGCACGGAGCACCAGCUGCACCAGGAGAAGCGGAUCAACAGGGCCAUCCGGCAGCAGAAGGAACGCUUAGAGGAUCACAAACAGAAAAAUGCAAAGGAAUCAACACCUUGCAACUGUUCCUUCAAAGAGAAAGAGAGGCAGAGACGAAUGUUUGUAGAGACGGUGAAGAACAAGAUGCAGAAUUCAAGUCCCCAGGUUGGAACCAGAAAAGCUGCCCCAAAGAUGGACCGAGAGAGGGAGAUGCCCAAGAGAGACUCAUCUAGCAAAUCCAGCCAGAGCCUUCUGUUUUCUAAGCCUGGCGACAGGAACUAGAAACAUCAUCCCAUCCGACCCUCCGUGAUCCUCCGUGAGUCACGUGUGUGACUCUCGCAUGUCAAAAUUCUAAGCCGCUUUCAUAGGACUUUAAAGGUUGUUAUCCUAGCAUGUUGCUAGACCUAGACUGGUGUUCGCACAAUGCUGUAUCAUGGAGCAUGCAGGGAUAGGGGUUCUUUUUAGACUGACUUAACAGAUGUUUACAUCCUCAGGCAUAUGAAGAAUGUACGGUUGAAGCCCAGGCUCCCAGGAUUGGUAGACACGAUGAUGUGGCGCGUCACACCCGAGCUGUGGCAUACCCACACAUCCACCCCCGCGGAGCUACAAGAAACCCACCACUGGCAAAACCCGAGACGCGUCCUGGGGCCGCCGGACGGAACGGCAACCUCACGGCGAGGCCGAGGCCGUGGUAGAGCACGUUUAUAUCUAAGUUAUUAUAAUAAAUUUAGCAUACCUAGUCCUCUUAUCGCUUCCGUAAUAAUGACUGACAUUUAUGUGGCACUCUGCAGUCUUCAAAAUGCUUCUCGCCUAAUCCUCCGCCAGACCCUGGGAGGUUAAUAGUAUUCUGAUCCCCAUGUUACAGAGGAAGAAGAUAAGGCCCAGAAAGGUUAAACUGCCUGUCUAAAGUCAUGCAGCUACUAAAUUCAAAACUGGGUCCUGAACCCAGUUUCUGACUCCCAUCCCCUCCUGCCCAUUUGACUGCACGAGGGGAGCAAUGACGGCCUCCCGAGGAGGACAGACCCAAGCACCCAGUCCCGGAAGGAAACACGCUGUCCAGGUGGACACACCCUUUCAUCACCAUGUUUGUAGAGACCCUCCUUCUUCUUGCUCCCAUGUUCUGCUCUCACCCCGUCCACCUGUCCACUUCCUGUCUUUCUGGUGUGGCCAGGACUGCCGAAUGAAAUGGGAGGAAGACCCAAAAGUCAUGAAUAUCAUUUCUUUUUUAUUUUUAAAAAGCCGCAAUAAACCUAUUUUGCUAUUUUAAAACCAAAUGGAUUCUUUAUACUGAUUAAAACUAGAAGGAAAUAGGAAAAGUUCUCGAUGUGAUAUCUCAUGGAAGGUAUAUUUUACACAGGGCUAAGAUCUAAAGUCAGUGGGGAAUGUGAGCAUUACCUGACCUUAAAAAUACUCUUGAGGGGUGCCUGGGUGGCUCAG
Molecule: messenger RNA, 5827 nt
Organism: Lutra lutra (Eurasian river otter)
Lineage: Eukaryota; Metazoa; Chordata; Mammalia; Carnivora; Mustelidae
Gene: FHAD1
Product: forkhead associated phosphopeptide binding domain 1
Exons: 35
Coding region: 149-4672 (1507 amino acids)
Molecular function (GO): protein binding
Source: RefSeq, a predicted model, not a curated record